Molecule: messenger RNA, 3273 nt
Organism: Hyposmocoma kahamanoa
Lineage: Eukaryota; Metazoa; Arthropoda; Insecta; Lepidoptera; Cosmopterigidae
Exons: 5
Coding region: 372-3152 (926 amino acids)
Source: RefSeq, a predicted model, not a curated record
UGCUAGUUUGUAUUGUAACUAUCGUAUGUGAUGUGAACCCUUCAAAUGUCAGUCAUUUCAUUUUCACGAUUUAUGAUUUUUCUUCUUGGAAAUCCGGAAUUUGGGAAAGUCACGUAAUAUCUUGAUUAAGUUUGACUCGUAUAAAAGCAAGAACGUCGUCUCAACAUUGGCAGUCUACUAAACUUUUGCGAAUACGUAAAUAUUCCACGUUGUGUGUCAAGCAAGAUUGAUUUUUAUUUUAUUUUGUUCUAACAGUGGCUUAUUGAUACAAAUAGCUAAUAAAAUCACUAUAUUGUGACGUGGUAUCAAUUAACCCGACUUUUGGACGUGCUAUGAUGUGAAAUGUGAAGUAGAAAUAAGCUAGCAGAGUAAUGGAUGAGAGUACUAAGAACUCCCCUUGUAAGGAAUGCGAUGCGGGUGCAGAUGGACAGUUGCAGGCAGAGGUACUCCAUCUGCGGCAACAUCUGGCUGAAAGGGACGGCCAUAUUUUAGCGCUUGAAACUGAAUUCCUCAAGUGUUCCUCUAGAGUCAACGACUUGGAAGAACAGGUCGACACUUGGAGAGAAAAAUAUGAAAGAUUAUAUGAUUCCCACAAAAGAGUUCAAAAGUUAAAUCAAGUUUUAGAAGACAAGUUACUUCAAAUAGUGGAUAAGAUGAAGAGUGAGAAAAGUCAGCUCACAAAAGACAUAGCCACGCUCUCUGUAAGGCUUGCUGAGUCUAAGCAUAACUAUAGCAUGUUACAGAAGGAAAAUGAGAGAUACAAAAAUGACAUGAAUCUAGCCAUUCAGCUGUUGCAAUGUAAACCUGACAACUUCGUGUCGCAAAAACUAGACAACCUUCCUGUUGACACUCAGGCGCGUGUUUCGCAGUACGUUAUGUCCAAAACAACGAAGGCAUCGAGCAGCGCGCCAUCUAAAAAUGGUAACGAAACCGACACUUUCGACGCGAGUGAGUAUGAGUUUAACAUAUCCGCCUCCCUCAUGACGAAGAUUUUAGAAGACAGCAUUCAGGAUAGUGUCACCAAACACUGUGAUACGUGUUCUUGCAGUAAAUCUCAAACCAAACCAUUCUGCUACAAUGAAAGUUACUAUUCUGUAGCAACACAAACUACCUUGACGGGUGAAAUGAGCAAUUCACUCUGUCUAACUUGCAAUUCUGAAAACAAAUCGAACCAUUCCGAUUUGAGUGAAAAGGGCUCCUCAUCUCAAGGCAUUAAACUAAUAAAUGACAAGAAAAUUGGUUUAACUGGACCCUUAUACAUAAUACCUCAACCUUCUGUUGAUGCUCAAAAUGAUCAGGAUGAUGCAAGUGAGAAGACAAAAAACAAUUGCAUAAAUGAAAAUAUUAAUAAAUUUGUUGAUGAGAAUAAAGUGGAUAUAAAUGUACACAACAAUACAGUUCCUAAAGCGAUGGAAGACUUGAGGCAUUACAGAAAACCGAAUAGUAUCAAUAUGGAACCAGCUGUGCAUCACAAACUUUGUGAUAGAACAAAGACCUCAAUAUCAAGCAAGAGAAGCAGUAGUCACAGCGUCGGUCAAGACGAUUUGCUGUCUAAAGAUAACUUAACACCUGUCAUAGAAGUGAAACCAAGAUCUGAAAUACAAGGGGAUAACACAAGUUUGAGAAAGAAUUCUCAUAGCUCAAUUGGAGCAUUGAGCAGGACUUCUUCAGUGGCAAAGUCCACAGUGAGCACUCAUAAGUCUAAUACUCAAGUAGGACCCGGACCCAGGUUCUGUCACUUACGCAUGCAGGCUGGAUCUAAGAAUAUACUGCUUGAUAAUGCCGAGCCCAACGUACCCCCUGUCCUAUACAGACGUCAGAGUAAAUGUAACGAAAACGCCAUCUACAAAGAUCUCAACGAAGGGUUGGAUAAUUUUAUUGAUAUACAAAAACCUGAAGACGAUACCAAAGAAGACGUUAAGAAUGAUAACAUUGUGGUAGAAAGUACUCUUAUCGAUGUUCAUGUUGACAACAAUAGCAAAGAACCUAGUAUAGUCGCCAAGAGUACUCCAAUUAAUCCUAUCUUAUUGAAUGUUUCUUCAUCACCACUACAACCAUUGAAGACUCAUAAUUUUUCCAAUGGCUCUGAAAAUAAUAAUAAUAAAUCACUGAGUAUUGGAAGUCCACAAAAUACUUCCGAAGUUGAUAAUAUUUUACUAAGUGAUUUUACUGAAGUAAACGCACAAAACAAUAAUCUGGACAACAAAGAUAUUAAGAAACUAGAUGUUAUGACUCCUACAGAUGAGCAUGAUGUUAAAAUAUUUAACUUCGACCGCUAUGAGCAAAACAAAAUUACUAGUCACAUACCUCGACCUUUAAGAAAAAUUGAUAUGUCGCAACUCCAUUCUAUUGAAAAUACGAAAAUCUCCAAAGAUUUCUCACCUCAGGGAGGUUUUACAAAGAUCGACAAAAAAGUAGAUCCUAGUAAAUCUGUUUUGCCGGCUAUUGUCAAUGUUUACCCGAAUCUGACUCAAACUCAUUUAAAGGCGAAUGACCACAAAAUAUUGUUCACAAACGAACAAAGUACGAGUUCACUAUCUAGUGACGAUAGUGCUGCGAUUUUACAGAAGCAGCAAUUGCUAAGAGUCGCCGAGUGGGUAGAGCAGAAUUUGGAGCAACAAAAUAAUUUCAACGACCCUUUAGAAGACGAGGUCAGUUUUAAUACCCGAAUGGCGCGACGAGAUAGUAAAUUGAACAGAUUGACUGCGACGCUUAAUGAGCUCGCGUUAAACAUGCCUCAUCCGGUCAGUAAGUAUGCCAAGCCUUACAUAAGGGAUACUGAUAAUUCCUGGGUGAAUAACAACACCAACAUGGCCCAUAACGCAAAGCCGGAAAGAUUGGUGACGCAAAGUAUCGCCGUGGUUCACGCGAAGCCUGUUCCUAAUAUUACGAAGGAAACAAUUUUCCCCGUUGAUUGCGAUGAUGCGGCUGUAACCGAAACAAACGAUAAUGCUAGCAGGAGUGAUAUUACCAAUUUUGAAUCCAAAAAAUUUAGGGAGACUUUUAAAGCUAACGGUGAAAUAACUCCCGAAGACUUAGCGCGAAUGGAAUAUAACGUGAAGAAAUUCUUGUUAAGUGGCCCUUAUUGGGCGACGCCUGAUUCUACAGGCAGGAGCCGUCGCACAAGCAGCAAAACUGAGACUGAUGUUUAAUUCCAAUGUAGGUAGAAGGAUAGUUUAAACAUUCAGAGGUGUUUGUGUUUGUCUGUCAAAUUGCUUUUAAUGAUGAUUUUUUGACGAAACAAAUGUUGAGGGUUUAGCGACGGAUUAAUGU